AGUUAGAGAGGGUCAUUUAUACUCUGGCCUGUUAGUAGUCCUGAGGUCGUAGUGAGGUAGUUUAACUGCUUUAGAACUUUGUGCUUAGAACAUUCUUAGCCACCGAAGCAUGGGAACCGAAAGUGAGGAGCAUGGGUUCUUUACUAUCUAUCACAUCAGAGAAUGACUGUUCCAGGACAGUGACCACUUCCUAAUGGUAAGUACCCCGGCUUGCUUAUUAUUUCUUGGAAGCAGGAAAAAUAGUCCAGUUAUCAUAGUAAUGAUAUUUCUUUUUUUAAAAAAAAGCAAAAAGAACAACAAAAAGGUUCAGCCUUAAUCCUCAAUCAUGCUCAUUUUUGCAGGUUUCUGUAGCUGGAUCAGGCACCGGAAGAGGCUCCCCAGCUAUAACUCUAGUACAGUUACCUUCGGGCCAAACUGUACAUGUCCAGGGCGUAAUUCAGACACCACAGCCAUCGGUUAUUCAGUCACCACAGAUACAAGCUGUUCAGGUAGCAACAAUCACAGAGACAGAUGAGUCUACAGAAUCAGAAGGUGUAAUUGAUUCUCAUAAACGCAGAGAAAUCCUUUCACGAAGACCCUCUUAUCGAAAAAUACUGAAUGAACUUUCCUCUGAUGUGCCUGGUGUUCCCAAGAUUGAAGAAGAAAAAUCAGAGGGAGAAGGAACACCACCUAACAUCGCUACCAUGGCAGUACCGACUAGCAUAUAUCAAACUAGCACGGGGCAAUACAUUGCUAUAGCCCAAGGUGGAACAAUCCAGAUUUCUAACCCAGGAUCUGAUGGUGUUCAGGGACUACAGGCAUUAACAAUGACAAAUUCAGGAGCUCCUCCACCAGGUGCUGCAAUUGUACAAUAUGCAGCACAGUCAGCUGAUGGCACACAGCAGUUCUUUGUCCCAGGCAGCCAGGUUGUUGUUCAAGCUGCCACUGGUGACAUGCCAACUUACCAGAUCCGAGCACCUACUACUGCUUUGCCACAGGGAGUAGUGAUGGCUGCCUCACCAGGAAGUUUGCACAGCCCCCAGCAACUUGCAGAAGAAGCCACACGCAAACGAGAGCUGAGGCUAAUGAAAAACAGGGAAGCUGCCCGGGAGUGUCGCAGGAAGAAGAAAGAAUAUGUCAAAUGUCUUGAAAACCGUGUGGCUGUGCUUGAAAACCAAAACAAGACUCUCAUUGAGGAACUCAAGGCCCUUAAAGAUCUUUAUUGCCAUAAAGCAGAGUAACAGUCUUUGACUUGGAUCUUGUUUACUGUGAACUCUAAUCAAGGCAGGAGAUGGAGCAAUUCUACUAAUUGCCAUGUGGACAUAUGGAAGGGACAUUUGUGACCCUUAAGAAUCUGGUUUGGCUUAGUGUUUGAAAUUUAAUUAGAAAUGUUGUUCCAAGAUUUGGAGUGCAACCAUGUCACAUAUACCAAGCUUACUUCAGUCUGUUUGUCAAUAGCAUGCAUGCAAAAAUUGUUUUGUUUGCCCUUUUGCUUCUACUUUUUUUCAGGGAAGCUGCUAAAGAAUGUCGACGUCGAAAGAAAGAAUAUGUAAAAUGUCUGGAGAGUCGAGUUGCAGUGCUGGAAGUUCAGAACAAGAAGCUUAUAGAGGAACUUGAAACCUUGAAAGACAUUUGCUCUCCUAAAACAGAUUAGUAGAAAUAUUUAACUAUGAACUGAAUACAACAUGUACAAUUGCUUUUGAAGGCAAUACAAUAUGUAGCCGACAAGAAUUAUGGCUUUUUUCCUUUGUAUCAUUCAUCAUAUUCUCGAAAUUCUAACAUUCCUAAAAUGCUUCAUUGUAUGUAGUUAACUUAGCUGUAACUUCAAUUUUUUAAAAGAGACAAACUAUAAAAAAUUGUAUUUAGCAAAUUCUUAAAAUGAAAUAUUUGUAAGACUUGUUCCAGUGCCACAUAUUUGCAGUUCCCAAUUUCUGUGUCCUCAGUAGUGUCCUAUGCAAUAAAAUUUUCUGCAGGUCUUUUAAAAAUCAUUUUAGGAAAGGAUGAUCAAAGGUAAUGCAUCCGGCAAUACAAUAAAAGUAAACCACAAAAAAAUACUUCAGGAAAGAAUUGAAAGAAACUAGUGACAUGCCUUUAUGAAAAUAAGAGCCUAUAAAUGAAUUUAUGGCAUUUGCAGAUUUUUAUAAUCAGUUGCUUUGUAAGGGAAAUAUUGCGUUACUGUCCUUGAAUGCCAUAGUUGAAGGACAUUUUUAAUAGAACCAUGUUGAGUACACAUGUAGUGUUUAGUGGUCAUUUAACUAUCUGAACGUUUCCUACAGUUUUUACUCUAUUGUGUAAUAGAAAAGAUCUUGCAGAAACUCCAGUGUCGAUUUAAUGUUACCUAAUGAAAGUUACAAAAAAUUGUUAAUAACUUGGAAUGGGGUAGAAGUUAGAGUUAAAAUUGUAUUUGCAGACCUUCAAGGGUGCUCGAGCUGAUUUCCACACUGGGUCUGAUUUCUGCAAAUGCUUUUUCUGCCAUCUCAUCAGAAGGAUGGCCCCAGAGCUGCUACACAGAAGAGCCACUGUUCAAGUUCAGCUUGUGUGGUAGAGUAGGCCUCUCUGCACAUGGUCUGGAAAUCUGCUGAUAGACUUCUAUUUUGAGUUUUAGGUAACAACUAUAGGAGUUUUAAAGUAAAAACAACCCAAGAUUUUAUUUUCCAUUUCAAAAUAGCUUGAAGUCUACAUUAGGUCAAAUACUUUUAUGUUAGCACAUUUAGAUGAAGUUCAUUACAUUGAGACAGCAGUAUUAUUGCUGGUAUCCACAUUUCAUUCUAUGUUUAUAAUAAAGAGCUUCAAGGUAUAAGCCCAAAGCCCUAACCAUGCCCUGUUCUUUGCCUAUGUCUUCUCUCAUUCACUCUUAAGACCUUUGUUGAAGGCUUACUCUGUGCUAGACUCUGCUAUAUUUUCUACUAUAACUUCUGGCUUGUUGAGGAUGCCGCCAUCCCACCCCUAGUUUCAAUAAUAGAACUGGCCAAUCCAUGUGGGGAGGUACAGAAGUAGGAGGUCAUUUAUAUAGCAUCUAACUACUACUCCCCCAUCAUAAUUCUGUCACUUAUUUGUAACUCCCAGAAGGCAGGGCAUACCAUUUGGAGCUUUCUUUAGAAAUACGGAUCCUUCUUUCAGAGUCUGAGCUCUAAAUUUAUCUCAAUUUUUGUCUUAUAGAGAAGUUAGAUGAGGAAAGAAGACAAGGAAGAAGAGUAAGGAAAACCCCAAGUUUCAGGUGAAGAAAAAUGGUGCUUUGUACUCAGUCAAUCAGUCAGUCAUUCGUUCAGUUAGUCACUAAAUCAAAUGUGUGCCUAAUGGCAGACACAGAGAAGACUCAGGAGCCAGCAGACAAGCAGUAAAUGCUAUGUGCUAGAAUUAGAGAAAGAUGUAGGCAAGGAUUUUAUAAGAAUAUUUCUAUAGGAGGUAUAUUUUGAACCAGACCUUGAUGUAGUAGUGCUGGGGAGGAAGGUCCUCUAGACGAAAUCCAGAGCACACACUCCAAGGUGCUUGAAUUUAGGAGAGGGGGAAGGUCAAGUCAAUACUCACACAAGAAUUAGUUUGGUGUAAAAAAGAAUGUGUGCUUCACUCUAAAAUAGUUAUUUCAGAGGAAGAGGAUUGCAUCUGAUUACUUGGGACCGAAAAUAAAUGUCCCCUCAUCUCCAUAAUGCUUUAAAAAUAAAAUUUUAGCCCUGG
Messenger RNA from Myotis brandtii (Brandt's bat), 3654 nucleotides. RefSeq names its product cAMP responsive element modulator (gene CREM). Gene Ontology annotation, molecular function: RNA polymerase II cis-regulatory region sequence-specific DNA binding; DNA-binding transcription factor activity, RNA polymerase II-specific. Bases 684 to 1220 code for a protein of 178 amino acids. Gene Ontology annotation, biological process: regulation of transcription by RNA polymerase II. Lineage: Eukaryota; Metazoa; Chordata; Mammalia; Chiroptera; Vespertilionidae. The transcript has 6 exons. Gene Ontology annotation, cellular component: ATF4-CREB1 transcription factor complex; nucleus. The record is from RefSeq and is a predicted model, not a curated record.